Messenger RNA from Helianthus annuus (common sunflower), 780 nucleotides. RefSeq lists its product as uncharacterized. NCBI's taxonomy places the organism in Eukaryota, Viridiplantae, Streptophyta, Magnoliopsida, Asterales, Asteraceae. Bases 1 to 780 code for a protein of 259 amino acids. The record is from RefSeq and is a predicted model, not a curated record. The transcript has a single exon.
AUGGGGGAGUGGUCAGAUAGCAAUUUGGUGUGUUUGAGGCGUAUACUCCGUAUUUUUCAUAUGUGUUCGGGCUUACGGAUUAACAUCCAAAAGUCUACUCUAUACGGUGUGGGUAAAAGUGUAGAAGAGGUGGGUCUGAAGGCGAGUGAGUUGGGUUGCCAAGCGGGGGUAGCUCCUUUUACUUAUCUUGGGAUAAAGGUUGGGGCAAACUUGAAUAGAGUUAGUAGUUGGGAGCCGGUGGUAAAUGUGUUUAAGAGUAGAUUGACACGGUGGAAGUCAAAGGUGUUGUCGAUUGGAGGUAGAUUGACUCUUAUUAAAUCUGUUCUGGUUAGUCUCCCUUCGUAUUAUUUCUCUCUUUUCAAGGCUCCUGUUGGGGUGAUAAAUGUGUUGGAAGGGUUAAUCAAAAAAUUCCUAUGGGGAGGUAAUGUUGACGUGAGAAAGUUACAUUGGGUGGGUUGGGAUGUAGUUACAAAGCCGGUUAAAUAUGGUGGGUUGGGAAUUCGCAAGUUAGGAGAUUGUAACAAAGCCUUUUUGGUUAAGUGGUUAUGGAGGUAUCGUCACGAAAGAAACGCUUUACGGAGAAGAGUGGUGGAAGCUAUUCAUGGGUCGCAACGUAAGUGGGAUGCAUAUCCGCAUAAUUCUAGAAUUAAUGGUACAUGGUCUAAGAUAGUUACUUGUGGGUUACGGCUGAAAGUUGGAGAUCGAAGCAGCCUAAAUUUGAUCAGGGGACGGGUUGGGAAUGGUUUGGAUAAUUAUGUUUUGGAUCGACCCAUGGGUUGA